This is a messenger RNA of Drosophila albomicans, 915 nucleotides long. RefSeq names its product protein late bloomer. The record is from RefSeq and is a predicted model, not a curated record. The transcript has 4 exons. Gene Ontology annotation, cellular component: membrane. NCBI's taxonomy places the organism in Eukaryota, Metazoa, Arthropoda, Insecta, Diptera, Drosophilidae. Bases 55 to 813 code for a protein of 252 amino acids.
CGUUACACUUGCUUUAAAUUUUGUGAAUCUGCUGCAGAUUGCAGCAUUCUCAACAUGAUCGUCUACUACAACACAAUCAAGUACACCGGACUGCUGUCCAAUUUUCUAUACAUGUUGCUGGCGAUUGGCGUCAUGUCUGCAGCGGGUCUGGGACUGCAAAUUGUUGAGCCGAAUACGCCGGAGCACACAUACUUCGUGGAGAGUCUUGUGCUGGGUGCAACCAUCUGCAUGAUUGUCAUAUUUGGCUGCUACGGCAUGGUCUGUGAUCUACUCAGUGUUAAUCUUAUUUUCACCUUCUUCAUACUGAUCGUGCUCGCCGUGGAGUAUCUGCAGGUGCACAACUAUCAGCCGCACACUCGUUAUAGUGAUGCCUGGCAGCAGCUGGAGUUGUCACUGGCUUGGCAAAACUUGGACAAGCAGCCAGAGCUGAUGCAGCACUUAGAACAACAACAACACUGCUGUGGCUACAACAAUGCCGAGGACUACAAGAAUUUACAUUUGCCAUUGCCAUCGAGCUGUUAUCAGCAGUCGCCGCAAAGCGAUGGCAGCACAAAAGUCAAGUUGAUUUCGCAUGGCUGCUUGGCAACUUUGAGCAACACCAAGCGCGGAAUUCUGCAUCGCGAUAAGCUGUUCAUGUGGUGCAUUGUUGGCCUUGAGGUCUUUAUACUGGUCCAAACAAUUUCAUUGAGUCUGCUGCUCUACAAGUUGCGCCAACGCGACAGACAGGCAAGGCAACAAGUGCCGCCAGGUGUGCGUCGCGAGCCACGUGCCAAUCAUGUGGGCUCCAGAGCCCAGCUGCUGGACAAUGUUUGAAAGCCAUUUAUCAUCAUCAUCAUUAUGCGUCGUGUGUUGUUUAGUGUUUAUUAUACGUGUUUGUCAAAUGCAUGGUAUAAAUCUAAGUUCUCUUUUAGUAGG